AUGCAUCAACUUUCCUUUGAAGAAUUUCAGAGCUGGUGCAAAGAACAUGGGAUCACAUACCUGACAGGUGCACCAUACUAUCCUGCUAUUAACGGAGCAGCAGAACGUUUGGUGCUGUCUUUCAAGCAAGCACUGAGAAAAUCUUCUCUGCUCCUAAAGCAAGCUCUUCAGGAGUUUUUAAUGCAGUACCGGAGAACACUGACAUCCUGUGGACUCUCUCCAAGUGAACUCUUGAUGUCCUGGCAGAUCCGGACUAGGAUUGACUUUCUGCUGCCCUCUUCAGUACACAUAGCUCAGGGCAAGCGAUCCAAGGUGUCAUCAAAGGUGGAGAUAACAACAGACUCAGAAGGUGUUGCCAAAGUAACCAAACAGUACAAGACUAGUGAUCCUCUACAUGCACUGUACAAUGGACCUUUCUGUGACAAGCAGCCAUGA
Messenger RNA from Octopus bimaculoides (California two-spot octopus), 435 nucleotides. RefSeq lists its product as uncharacterized. The record is from RefSeq and is a predicted model, not a curated record. NCBI's taxonomy places the organism in Eukaryota, Metazoa, Mollusca, Cephalopoda, Octopoda, Octopodidae.